Molecule: messenger RNA, 5547 nt
Organism: Thunnus maccoyii (southern bluefin tuna)
Lineage: Eukaryota; Metazoa; Chordata; Actinopteri; Scombriformes; Scombridae
Gene: sulf1
Product: sulfatase 1
Exons: 21
Coding region: 540-4046 (1168 amino acids)
Cellular component (GO): cell surface; endoplasmic reticulum; Golgi apparatus
Molecular function (GO): glycosaminoglycan binding; N-acetylglucosamine-6-sulfatase activity; calcium ion binding
Source: RefSeq, a predicted model, not a curated record
GCCAUCACUUCCGGUUACCAUCUUCGUUUGUCUGAGCAAUUUGGGAAACGGAUUUCAAACGUUAUUCCGCGAAACACGAUUUAUUUUUGCUCCAGUUGAACAGAAGACUCUUUCAGGAGCCUGGAAAUGCCUUCAAAACAGCGCACAGUUACAACUGAAAAGGCAGGGAACCAUGAAACAAGCCAAUGAACAGAUGGUCGAGGUUAGAGAGUGUCAUCACAUCGGAGAGAGGAUUAGAGGAGAGAGGUUGUCUUCCAGGAGCUGUGUGGUCCCCCUUACUCUUGAACCCAACACCAGGACACAAACCCCUCUAUGAGCAAAGGGAGACCCGGUGAAGAAACACAAGGAGAAAAGCAGGAGGAAUCCUAGCCUUGCCUCUCACUCGGCCAGCACUCUGCUCUCCUGCCUUCCAGUCGACCACGGCUGCGAGAGCCACACGGGUGUGAGUGAGUGGCCUGGCUGGACCUCUUCCAUCCCUCCCCUCAUCUCUCCAUUAAUUCUCCCAUCUACCCAACCCAUCUCCUGCCGUCUUGGGCACCAUGCUGAUGCUGUGGCUGGCCUGGUUGGCCCUGUUGUCUCCGGACUGGGCUCCGGGCAGCAUGGCCUUCACCACUACCAGGGCUCAAGGCCUCAGGGGUCGCAUCCAGAGAGACCGCAGAAACAUCCGGCCCAACAUCAUCCUCAUCAUGACUGACGACCAGGAUGUGGAGUUGGGUUCUCUACAGGUCAUGAAUAAAACCCGUAAGAUCAUGGAAGACGGAGGCACUAGUUUCACCAAUGCCUUUGUCACCACACCCAUGUGCUGCCCGUCACGUUCCUCCAUGUUGACGGGCAAGUACGUCCACAACCACAAUACCUACACCAACAAUGAGAACUGCUCCUCCCCUUCCUGGCAAGCUCAGCACGAGCCACGCUCAUUCGCUGUCUACCUCAACAACACCGGCUACAGAACAGGCUUCUUCGGCAAGUACCUCAAUGAGUACAAUGGCAGCUAUAUCCCACCUGGGUGGCGUGAAUGGGUUGGAUUGAUCAAAAAUUCCCGCUUCUAUAAUUACACUGUCUGUCGGAACGGUUACAAGGAGAAACAUGGCGCAGAAUAUGCCAAGGACUAUUUCACAGAUCUGAUCACCAAUGACAGCAUCAGCUUUUUCCGCAUGUCCAAGAAGGUAUACCCUCAUCGUCCUGUGAUGAUGGUCAUCAGCCAUGCUGCCCCUCAUGGCCCAGAAGACUCAGCUCCACAGUAUGCCGAGCACUUCCCCAAUGCUUCGCAGCACAUCACCCCCAGCUACAACUAUGCCCCAAAUAUGGACAAACACUGGAUCAUGCAGUACACGGGCCCAAUGAGACCCAUCCACAUGGAAUUCACCAACUUCCUCCACCGGAAAAGGCUGCAGACACUCAUGUCUGUUGAUGACUCAGUGCAGAAGGUUUAUGAUAUGCUAGAGGAAACUGGAGAGCUGGACAACACGUACAUCAUCUAUACAGCAGACCAUGGCUACCACAUUGGUCAGUUUGGGUUGGUCAAGGGCAAGUCAAUGCCUUAUGACUUUGACAUCCGUGUGCCAUUUUUCCUGAGAGGACCCAACGUGGAGCCAGGAGCAGUAAACCCUCAUCUGGUGCUGAACAUUGACCUAGCUCCCACGAUUCUUCACAUUGCUGGGUUGGACACCCCUCCAGACAUGGAUGGAAAGUCCAUCCUUAAGCUGCUGGAACAGGACAGGACUGGCAAUAGAUUCAAACCCAACCGGAAACCCAAAGUCUGGAGGGACACAUUCCUGGUGGAGCGAGGAAAGAUCCUGAGGAAGAAGGAUGACUCAGUGAACACACAGCACACCAAUAGCCUGCCCAAGUACAAGAAGGUCAAAGAGACUUGCCAGCAGGCUGAAUUCCAGACACCCUGUGAACAGCCUGGACAGAAAUGGCACUGCGUGGAGGAGAUCACAGGAAAGUGGAGGAUACAGAAGUGUAAAGGUGGCUCAAAAGAGGGCUCCAGGAAGAGGGCCCGCAGCCUGAAGCCCCGCAGCAGUUAUGACAACCGAGAGAGGGGCUGUGACUGUGGGGACAGUCUCUACAAAGCCACCAGGACGGAGCGCCGCUCCCACCGACAGUUCUCUGCUUCAUCUGGCCAGCGUUUUCGUCCACGUUUUGUCCACACGCGACCUACCAGGUCUCUUUCUGUUGAGUUUGAAGGUCAGAUAUACGACAUUGACCUGCAAGCAGACGAUCAGUCAGCUGUCCGCCGCCGUGUCAUCUCAAAGCGUCACCACAACUCAGAGGACCCAGAGUUCGACUUGGGGUCAGAUGACGGAUCAGAGGAAAUGCUAGCAGAUGAUACCAACGCUGUAGGAUACCCCAACUCUCUAAAAGUUACCCACAAGUGUUAUAUCUUGAUGAAUGACUCUGUUCAUUGUGAAAGAGAAAUCUACCAGUCCUCAAGGGCCUGGAAAGACCAUAAGAGCUAUGUGGACCAAGAGAUUGAAGCACUUCAAGACAAAAUCAAAAACCUCCGGGAAGUAAGGGGCCAUCUGAAGAGGACACGACCAGAUGAGUGUGACUGUGGAAAGAGGGGCACCAGCUAUUUUAACAAAGGAGACAGAAACAAGGCAGAGAGACUGAAGAACAGGAACGAUCAACUCCAUCCGUUUAAGGAGGCUGCGCAGGAAAUAGACGGGAAGGCCCAGUUGUACAACGAGAUUCGCAGAAGGAAGAAGGAAAGGAAGGAGAAGAAACGGCAGAGGAAGGGAGACGACUGCAGUCUGCCGGGCCUCACUUGCUUCACACAUAACAAUGACCACUGGCAGACCGCUCCUUUCUGGUCUUUGGGUGGAUUCUGUGCGUGCACCAGCUCCAACAACAACACCUACUGGUGUCUGAGGACCAUCAAUGAGACCCACAACACACUCUUCUGCGAGUUUUCCACCGGCUUCCUGGAGUACUUUGACCUCAACAGUGACCCCUACCAGCUGACCAACGCGGUGUAUGCAGUGGAUCGGGACGUACUGAACAGUCUCCACGCACAGCUGAUGGAGAUGAGAAGCUGUCAAGGGUACAAGCAGUGUAACCCUCGCCCCAAAGGCUUGGAUACAGCACACAGCCAGUAUGGGACGGACGACAGGGUUAAGCUUCCUAACUUGACAGACGAGGAGGUGAACUGGCAGGGACUGGAGGAUCUUUAUAGCAUAAACGAAAGCCUUUAUGAAUGUAGGCCUGACUACAGCCCCAGCCCAGACAACUGGGCCAACUUCCAGAAGGAUGUAGAUAAUAUGUUUGCACUGCGACACGUUUUUAACAAAUUUAAUCAAACCCAUAAGCUUGACGACUCCACCCUGCCAGAGCUGGGCUCCGGGGCCGGGGGUGGAGGCCUUGAAGAGGGCAGCGGAGAAGAGUUGGGCUCAACCAGGGACGUCUGGCCAGGCCCGGUAACGGAGGCUCGCCUCACCACCCCCGCCCCCAGCAAAGCGCCAUCAGCACCACCCACACCCAGGCCCACACUGGAGAGGAAACUGGAAUCUGUUGUCAACGACCUUCCUGAGAGGGUUAUAGACAGACCUGGGGCGUCUGCUAUGUCAGCAUCACCGGUGACGGUACUGUCACCAGGUCCUAGGAGAGACGGGGCUAUCUUCCAGAGUGACACGAUGUGGGUGCAGCAGCUGGAGGAGAUGGAUGGAGAGGUCUUUAGCGGGAAUGGAAUGACAGAGCUUGGGACCCAACAUGACAACCUGCUGCGUACUCACAACAGCCUUCAGGCCCAGCUGGAGCCAGGCCACGGAGAGGCUGUUGCCCCUCAGCAGAACCUGGGUCUUGGUCUGGACCCCGAAGAAGAGGAGGACAUUUUCCAGGCCCAAGGCUUCCUCCCGUUCUCCACACAGACACUGAGGCCCGAGGUGCAGGCCAGCACCACCGGGAGCCCUCCCACCACACAGACUAGCACCACCCCACAGAGUGUCGGGGUGGUACUGCAGGUGCUGCCUCAGUCAGUGCUGCCCCUCACCUUGGACUACGAGGGCAGCGGCUCACUGCCUCAACCCUCCAAUCAGACCCUCUGAGGCAGACGCAUGUGCUGGCCAGCCAGCCAAUGAGCUGCUAGUCGCCAUAGAGACACAGAGACACAGUGAUUGGGAGAUGAGCUUGCCAAGAGCAAUGGCGAGUGAUGCCGCCUCAGUCAGUCAGAGUUGUAUAAUGAGUAUUAAAGUUAUUGUUUAUUUUUUUACAGGUGCCUACAUUUAUUAGUAAACAGUGUUAUGUUUUUUGUUUUUUUUUUCAAAUAUAUAUUUAGAAAAAAAAAGCCUUAAUGCAGCUAAACUUAAGUGUUGGGAUUAAAAAUGAAUAAUUCCAUAUGGAUAACACCAUUGAUGUUUUUAAUAUAUGUUUUUAUGAAAAACAAGUGUGAGUGGUGAAACCAUUUCAACAUCUGAAUGGAUAGUUAGCAUUAGUCAGCUGUAGGUACGCUCCAGUCCUCAAACAAACCGAUCAGUCCCAAACCUGCCCAAUCACAGGACACAUCAUCAGAACAGUACCCACUCACCAGUUAGAUCAUGGCAAAAUUGACCCCAAAUGCACUUUUGAGCUUUUUCUACAUGACGCUCACACUCCGUGGUUUGUGGAUUUUGAAAAUUGUGUCCAUUGUGAAAUCAGAUUUUCUGUAAUGAUUAAUGACUACUUUUUAAAGAUGAACUGGGUUGUCACUUCUGAAAAAGUUACAGAAUCAACAUAGAUUCCACAUGUUUCACAAAUAACUCAAAAAAAAAAUUAUGUAUUCUUAGCAUUUGUUUUUAGCUCCUUGCCAAACGGCAAUAAUAGUUUCAGACACUUUAGACAAUCAUGGGACAGUUUAACAGUCCGUAGUUUAUAACUGAGAGCUUGACGUCAUCUGAAUUAUCCAGCUGCAGCCAGCACACCUAUCUGACACUUUUCACCAGGCAAGAAAAAAUGUCUAGAAUUGGUGUUUAUUUUUCUAGCAAGGACACUAUUUACUUAUUAGUUGCACCACUGCACCAGCUCUGACUUUGCAGAGUUGCACGUUCGUCACUAUUCACAGCAUUUUAUUUUAAAAGCUAAGUAAAAUUAUUCUUACUAAUCACAAGCAAAUGCUUACACAAUCACCAGGGGAUAGAAAAAUGUUCAUUGUGUAACUUUUUUGGGAAACGUCACCAAUUAAUCCUGUGCUGUAUGAUGUAGUGCUUUGAUAAUCCAGAGUAUAGUGUUGCACAUGGAAAUUGAAUUCCGAAUGUAACUGUAUAGUCCCUUAAAACGGGUUAUAUGACAGCACACUGUUCCACAGCUUUGUCUAUGGCAGUAUAGCCGGUAAAAUAUUCUUAAGGCAUUGCAUAUAUGUAUUCCAAGGCCAGUGAGGGCAAACUGUGCGAACAUUUCUGCCAGCAAUUAAUCUCUGAGUAAUCAAGAUGUGCAUUUUUGGUUCGAAACUGGUUCUGCAACAACCUGAUGCUGUCCUUUUCUUUCUUGACGGUGUGUGUAGAAGUGUUAGAACGACUCUGGUUUCAGGAAAACCAUGAAGCUGUUACGAAAUAAACCCUUUCAGCCUUCCUA